CAAAUCACGGCCCGCACCUCCUCCACAUUCUCGACCUCCAUCAAGUUCUGACCUCCACCCUCCAAGUGACGUCAGAAAUCACAACAACUGAUCAGACCAAUAGUGUGCUGCAUGCAUACUUCUGGGGUCCGGGUAACUGAACAGAUCCAACAAGCCAUCUCAAAGGAAUCAUAGUGAGUUGAACGUUUUCCUGCUUUGAUAUUUGAACAAGAUGCAGUGCGAGAUUGCUUUUGGAAUGUUUCGAUGUACUUUAUAAACCGUUGAUUGCUUGCUGGAUUUAGUCGACUGCACAAAGAGCAGCGAGAAUAAAGACUGGACGCGCGUCAAGAUGUUGCUGCACGCUUUGCUUUCGCGGCAGUGAGCAAAUGUGAUUCGUUUUCAACCAUUUGGUGUUUUGUCCAUGGAGGAGUUUCGAUACACAUUUCCGCGGAUAUCGAAGGAACAAUAUGAGCAUACUUAACUAUCUGAAGGGGUCAGAAGAACGCGGCUAGACGGUGGGCAUGGAACAAGAGGAAUUGUUUAUCUCAAUCUCUGAUGGAGAAACAUUAUGGGUAAUAAACCAACAAAUUGUAGGCUAUCCCUUGACCUAAUAAUUAAAUUUUAAGCUUCUGAAUCAUAAAGGAAUGGCAAACUCUGGCACCUCUCCAGUCUUUCCACGGCUGCAAAUAUUGAUUGUGUCCAUCGGCUGUGCAUUGGUAUGUCAUAGUCGUUCAUCCACCGCAUCACCGGCACACAACCAGCGUUUGAUAUGCUGGCAAGCCAUCAUCAAGUGCCAAGGAGAACAGGAGUGUCACUACGCGUACACACAGUAUCUACACGCGUGCGGUCCGGUGAUAAACGGCGACAGGAAGAAAUGUCCCAGCCAUUGCAUUUCUUCCAUCAUUCAGCUCAAUCUGACUGUGAACGGCCCGGCACUGGAGGACUGUGAGUGCGCUUCGGACACUCUGUGCAAGAUGACCAAGAGAGCCAUUGAGCCCUGUAUGCCUAGGACGAGCCACAUGGGCUGCACCGAAGCGCGUAAGCAAUGUGAGAAGGAUCCCGAGUGCAGCACCGCCAUGCGGGACUAUCUGUAUCACUGCAGGAAGCUCUUCGGUGGAGAGCGCUGCUCGGACGACUGCCGGCGGGUCAUCACGAACAUGCGCUCCAUCCCCAAAGCCCUGCAGCUGGACACUUGCGUGUGCGACGGCACAGAGAGGACCAUAUGCGAGUAUGUCAAAGGCAGCAUGAAAAACUUUUGCUUUAACGACCGGAAUGGCGGGAGUGGCUUUUCAGAUACCGAGGACGAACUGGAAUAUGACUACGAGACGGAUUAUGAGGACGAAGAGAGUGAUGCGUGGGAUUUAAGAGCACAGAAGAGUUUGAUUGUGAUGUCCACCAUUUUGACACUUUCUUCCCUUGUUAUAGUAAGAUAGGGCAUGUUUUCCGCAUUUUUGGCCUGGUUGGAAAUAAUAAAUUAAGCCCAAACACCCCCUCCCUCAGACGUGGAAGUAAAAACAAAAGAUGCGCGCGCGUGUGUGUUGUUAUAUAAACAAGACGUAUUUGUCGGAGUAUUAAGACACUUGGAAAGUCUCAAGGUUACAAACAACAGUAGCGCUACGUGAUCACUUUCCCGCGGUAAAAAGUAGCAUGUGACUUAUAACUUUAUUGUAGAUACUCCCAAAAUUAUGACAAGACUUUUUGUGUUUUGUAUAGAAUGUCUUAUUAGCUGCCCCGCGUAAAGUAGCCUUUGUUUCAAAGGGCAAAACAUGUUAGUCUCGAACCUUUUAUUCUUUUUUUUUUUUUUUUUUUUGGAUUCGAUUUGAUUUUAUAUAUAAGCGCGUAAAAUGUACAGUUAGACGAGAGAAUCAGCCAACUGGGUAAAAAUAAAGAAGAAAAUGGGAGAAGAAGAAAACCAGAAUCCCAUAGUCCCAUAGUGAAAGAUUGUUUUUAAAAACCUAGUUAAGCUGCCAAAAUCCGCACACUAUGAAAAGGAGUAAGUUGUCCUUUUAUGUAAAGAAAAUUUUGGAAAUAUAUGCUCUGCUAUAUAUUAAGUUAUUAUGAACUAUUGUGGAAACUGCUAUUAAAAGAGAUUAAUAAAUAUUGUUUAUUUUUGUAUAAAAGAUUGAUUAGUGUAAAAAAAGAUUAUUGUAAAUGUGUAUAAUGUUUCUAUAUCAUAUAAUUGCGUGAAUAAUGUUGAUAAACAAUACCAUGUAAUACUGUUUAUAAUGUUCAUAAAGAUUGGCUUCAAAUUAUUCCAAAGAU
Molecule: messenger RNA, 2241 nt
Organism: Carassius auratus (goldfish)
Lineage: Eukaryota; Metazoa; Chordata; Actinopteri; Cypriniformes; Cyprinidae
Gene: gas1b
Product: growth arrest-specific 1b
Exons: 1
Coding region: 624-1412 (262 amino acids)
Biological process (GO): regulation of cell cycle
Source: RefSeq, a predicted model, not a curated record